Heterostelium album PN500 is the source of this 1416-nucleotide messenger RNA. RefSeq lists its product as uncharacterized. Gene Ontology annotation, molecular function: protein binding. The coding region runs from base 1 to 1416 and encodes 471 amino acids. Lineage: Eukaryota; Evosea; Eumycetozoa; Acytosteliales; Acytosteliaceae. The record is from RefSeq and is a predicted model, not a curated record. The transcript has 3 exons.
AUGGAUCGAUUGAUAGAGCUGCGCGCCAAAAGCAACGCCAUUCAAUCGAUACCCGACUCCAUUGGUAAAUUGACACGUCUUCAGAUUCUAGAGUUGCAAGAGAAUCAGAUUUCAAGCGUGCCACUCUCCAUUGGCUAUUGUCGUGCACUCCAACAGCUGCGAUUGGAUAGCAACCCUAUUGAAGACUACACAUUGUUGGGUGCCAUCACAAUUGGAUCACAUGAGAAAUUGAUUGCAUAUCUUGAGAAAAGAAUGAUUGAAAGAUGUAAUGAAGUAGCCAAUUCAUUGACGAUCGAUAAUAAUAAUAAUAACAAUAGUAGUAAUAGCAAUGGUAUCAGUGGUAGCAAUAGCAUAUCACCAUUUAUAGAUGAUAUAAAUAUGAAAGAGAAACAAACAUCGAACAUUGCACCAAUUACCUUAACUAUUUCAACAACAGCAACAACAACUACGACUACUAAUACAUCUUCAUCCUCUACAACACCAUCACCACUUAUAACAUCUGCAACUACAACACCACAACCUAUAUCACCAAGAAAUGUAAAUAUCAACAACAAUAAUGUAACAACACCAAAUCUUUCACCAAGACCAACAGUACCUACAGCUAAUCCAGUAACACCAACACAAUCAGUACCAAGAAACAUCAUUCAAGUUUCAGCAUCACCCAGACAUCCAAAUACAUGUAACGUCGUUAUAAAUAAUCAUAAUGAUGUUUCAUUGUCAACAUCACCAACAAAGGCAAUGAAGAACAACAACAGCAAUAACAACAACAACAACAACAAUGGAGAUGGAUUACCACAGCAAAUUAAAUAUAUUAAUAUCAAUGAUAGUAUUCCACAGAGAAUGGAACUAAGUAACUCUCCACCAAUGCAUAUGCAACAACAAUUAAGACAUCCUUCGAUUCUGACGAGUGAGUUACCUCCUCAGCCGCUAUCACUGUCAUCGCCAGUCACAAAGAUAUCACCUCUGUCAGAGUUGGACACUCAUCGUGACAAAGUAUACACGCUCAUUCGAUACGAUAUGAAAUAUAACAUCGCUGCAAUCUAUGAUCGUGUUGUGAAAUCACCCAAUAUAGAUACACUCGUUGUCUAUGCAAAGAUCAUUAGAUCAUCUCAAGAAAUAAUACAACAACAACAACAACAACAACAACAACAACAACAACAACAACAACAACAUAAUCAAACAAAACUGAAAUUUCAAUUCACAUUGAAUUCCACAAGUAAAGCACUCUAUACAUCAUCGCCUCAGACCGCCGACGAUAAAUUCAAAUAUCUCAAGAAACUUGUGAAAUCAAAGAUUGAAGAGGUCUUGGUAUACUCGAGAUCGAUAGUCGAUCAUCUCGAACAAUGUAAUCUCAACGAUGUAAUGAACAUACUCAAAACUAUGGAAUCAUUAAACAAGAAAUUAUAUGUUAAUUAA